AUGUACGGUGCAGUGGCGCUGUCCAGGGUCCUGUACGCACUCCCACUGUGCAACCUGCGACCGCAUCUGCGGCGACGCAUCGACGGCGACCACCGACGAGUGCUUCGCAUGUGCCACGGCCUGCCCAGCGCUUCUCGUGUCGCAGAAACGCUCGCGGAAACCGGCGCCUGGCCCGUCUCCCUCACUGCCAAUCUGCGCGCCUUUGGCCACUUGGAGCGCCUCUCCCGUGCCCCUGGUGCCGGCCCCAUGCUGUCAUACCUGCGCGAACUGCCCAAGUCGCGUGUGGGGGAGCUCCUCGAGCUCUUCGACAGCCUGGUGGUCGACGCCCCGGCCUCCCCUGCAGCCUGGCCGCCACCAAACCAGCGUGUGCCGUUGCGCGUGUGCCUCGACCUGCCGGGCGUCCGCUCCAAGCACCGCACGCCUCGUUGCGCUGUGGUGCAGGAGGCUGCUUCUCGGAUACACGAUGACCUGGUUGGGAGGGCACACCUGUACACUGACGGUUCUGUCCGCCAGGACGGUGCCGCGGCCGCCUCCUGCGUUGUGCCGCACCUCGAUGUCGCGAGACAGUGGCGCCUGUCCUACCGAGCUUCCUCCACCACAGGGGAGCUUGUGGGACUCCAUCUGGCGGCCGACAUCCUCGAAGAGUCGCCGUUCCUGAACCGAGUGGCGAUUCUUUGCGACUCGAAGUCCGCAUUGCGCCAGCUGCUGCUCGACGAGCGCGCGCCGCCGCUGGCACAGCGCGUUGCCUGCAGGCUGCAUGCUCUGCAGCAACGAGGGUGCGACCUGUGCCUCCAAUGGAUACCGUCGCACGUCGGUGUCGCCGGGAACGAGGCAGCUGAUGACCUGGCAAAGCGCGCUCACGAUCCCCUGCCCCCGCUGUCGAUGCGAGUCAACUCGUUCGACGUGGCGCGGCUUCAUUUCAAACAGGAGCUCGCGCUGCGCCACCCUGACAGCCGCGUCGCGCGCGGUCGCCCGCCACGUCUGCUUCCGGAAUCCGGCUUCACGAGGAGAGAGCGAGCCUUCGUCGCACUCCGGACCGGUUCCGUCUGGCCCGCCGAGCGCAAACACCGCCUCCGCGGAGCCUCCUCGCCCCUGUGUUAG
Molecule: messenger RNA, 1101 nt
Organism: Dermacentor silvarum
Lineage: Eukaryota; Metazoa; Arthropoda; Arachnida; Ixodida; Ixodidae
Exons: 1
Coding region: 1-1101 (366 amino acids)
Molecular function (GO): RNA-DNA hybrid ribonuclease activity; nucleic acid binding
Source: RefSeq, a predicted model, not a curated record